Messenger RNA from Humulus lupulus (European hop), 1497 nucleotides. Its product is annotated as protein PIN-LIKES 2-like. Lineage: Eukaryota; Viridiplantae; Streptophyta; Magnoliopsida; Rosales; Cannabaceae. The transcript has a single exon. The record is from RefSeq and is a predicted model, not a curated record. Gene Ontology annotation, biological process: endoplasmic reticulum to cytosol auxin transport. Bases 113 to 1471 code for a protein of 452 amino acids. Gene Ontology annotation, cellular component: membrane.
AACUCUUUCCUCCCUCAUUAGAAAACUCAUCCACAUGAAAAACGUUACUCCUAUAUUGUGACAUUUUUCCUAUAUAGUGAAAAUUUAAUUAUCAAAAGAAGGGGAAAAAAAGAUGGAGAUUUUCCAGAGUUCAUUGAGAGAAAAAGUGAAAUCUGAUGCAGAUGUUUUCAGUGCAGUUUUGCCUUUGUUGAAGUUCUUAUCUCUUUCCAUCUUCGGCUUAGUUCUUUCUCAACCAAAGAUUCAACUCAUCCCCAGAGCAACUCUUAAACUUCUUAGUAAGCUUGUGUUUGUUCUCUUCUUACCUUGCUUGAUCUUCACAAAUCUUGGUCCUUCCAUUAAUCUCAAUCACUUAAUUCAGUGGUGGUUUAUUCCUAUAAACGUGGUUAUAAGCACUGUCACUGGCUGCCUACUCGGAUUGCUUGUGGCAGUCAUAUGCCGACCUCCGCCGCAGUACUUCCGGUUCACCGUCAUAAUGACUGGGUUUGGCAACACGGGUAACCUUCCUCUUUCUGUGGUUACAUCUGUAUGCCACAGUAAAGAUAACCGUUUUGGUCCUGAUUGUCAUAGUUCUGGUGUGGCUUAUGUCUCCUUUUCUCAAUGGAUUGCUGUUUUUCUUGUCUACACUCUUGUUUACCAUAUGAUGGAACCUCCAUUUGAGUUCUAUGAAAUUGUGGAAGAAGGGACUGAGAUUGAGGAAUUAGGUGGAGGUAAUGAGGAAAUAGCUGUUAAUGAUCUGAGUCGGACACUUCUUGUGGAGGCUGAAUGGCCAGGAAUGGAAGAUAGGGAGACCGAACACUGCAAAACUCCAUUGAUUGCUAGAGUUUUCAAUAACAGCAAUAUCUCUGGCGAAGCACGAGUAACUGUUCCGGACUUUGAUAUUGAGGAGAAGGUUUCAAUUCGAUGUUUGGCUGAGCCAAACAUUGUCAGGAGAAUAAGAAUUGUUGUGGAAAGAACACCGAUUUCUCACAUACUUCAGCCCCCAACAAUUGCUUCCUUGCUGGCCAUUGUUAUUGGAAUGUUUCCAACCGCACAGGCUGUUAUUUACAACAAGGAUUCUCUAUUCUCUAUACUAACAGACAGUUUGGAUAUUCUGGCUGAGGCAAUGGUACCUUCGGCUAUGCUUGUCCUUGGAGGAAUGCUUGCUGAGGGUCCAAAAAAAUCUGAUCUGGGAAUGAGAACUACAAUUGGUAUUGUUGUUGCAAGGCUUUUUGUUCUUCCACUGCUCGGAAUUGGAAUAGUAACAUGCGCCGAUCGAUUGAAUUUCUUGAUCGCUGGCGAUCAAUUGUACCGCUUUGUUCUGUUGCUGCAAUACACAACACCAAGUGCCAUACUCUUGGGAGCAGUUGCAAGCCUCAGGGGCUAUGCAGUCAAAGAGGCUUCAGCAGUCUUGUUUUGGCAGCAUGUUGUUGCUGUCUUCUCUUUUUCACUAUACAUAAUUCUCUAUUUUAAGUUUUUUCUCUCUUAUUCCUGAGUAUAGUAUAAUAUUAUUCCUGAGUA